CUUCUUUCUUUGUCUGCCAAACACCACACAUUCUCUGCAAAAUCUUCUCCGACUUCUCACCUCUUCGCCUUCUCUCCAUCUUCCUGACCUCCUCUGCAAAUCCCAUUCAAAAUGCCCCCGCCGGGCUACGUGUUUCGCGAUGGUGGAGCGACUCCUCCAGCAGAAGAGAUGCCAGACUCUGAAUUCCGUCAACGAGUUACUGCAGCCACAAAACCAGUGACCGCAACUGCACAGGCUCCCCUGGGUCAAAAUACCACUACAAGCCACCAACUGGCCACCGGUGCGGGUGAUCAUGAAGUCCUGGGGACGGCUCAAAAGGCUGGUAAGGAGGACCGCACCACUAAUCUGGGAUGGCAAGCCAACGCUGUGGGUGUAGAUACUUUGGUGGGUGGACUGCCCAAUGAAGACCUGUGGACGUUGGUGAGGAGGUUCAACAAGCAAAUGUACCAUGUUAAAGCCAUCCCUCAAGCUCCGCCCGGUGGACUGGAUCUGAACAUCGCAGAUGAGGACGACUUCUCGCCCGACAAACUGCGUGCCAGCAUCGAGCGGCUGUACAUGACUGUCAUUGUGGGCUUCAUUGCGUUUGGCAAACACAUUGCAAGACUGAGAUCAUGGCGGGAACCUCGUCGGACAAUUGCCUUCGCGACCGUCUAUUUUCUGGCUUGGAUCUUUGACUUUAUUGUUCCCGUGAUGUUGACCACAAUCAUCGUCCUCAUCACAGUACCGCGGUCUCGCUCCAUCCUCUUUCCUCCUGCACCAAUCGCCCUGGUCAACCACAAGACAGGGGGUGUUCAGAAACCCAAAGCCGGAGUGCUUGGUAGCACCGACAGUGUGACUGGCGCACCUGAGAAAUACAAGGGCGAAGCGGUUGAGCAAGAAGCUAGCAACCUUGUCAACGGUAUUGCUUCGGUCGCCAUUUCGAGUGCUGCAGGUCGCCAUGACCAAUCCAACCCGGACGAGGAGGGAGGUAGUAAGACUCUGGAUAAGAACAUGCCUGACCCGACUCAAAUUGCUACUUCAACAGCCGAUGCUUCUUCAGCGGCGCAGGGCGGAACUCCGGAAAAGGCUCAUGACAAGACGAAGCAACCCAUGGAGGAGGCCGUCUGGGCAAAGAUGCGUCCUGCAAUGCACGCCAUUGGGGAUAUCGCGGAUGUGUGGGAACGUUUUGCCAAUGCCUUGUCACCUACACCACCAUUUGAGCAGAACAAGCGCUUGCAAUUGGGGGCCAUCUUUGUUCCUGUGCUGCUUCUGUCGUUGUUCGUCAAAUCACAAUGGGUCGUCAAGGGUACGACGUUCUUCACUGGCUUCGCGUUCUUCUCGGAUCCACUGAUGCAACGAGGCAUUCAGCUGUUGAACGAAAAGGUCCCCGACUGGCCGAAAUACCUCGAGCUUCGGAACACACUCCUCAAAGGUGUACCUACCAAUGCCCAACUUACCAUUACCUUGCUCCGCAUUGGCGAAGCCAAUCGGGCUCCCUUGCCACCUCCACCGAGAUCAGAUCAACCUCCCCCAGAUAAGCCGGCGGAGGACGUUGACAAGCACGCAAUCACCGAGAACGGGCUUGAUGCGUCACACGCUGAGAUUGAAGAUGCCAUUACUGUCGACCAACCAAGUAGCGAAGAAGCUGUACAUGGUGAAGAACAAACGAAGAAGAAAGGAGGCUUCGGCGCCAAGAUACUGUCUGCCUUCAAGCAUACUACUGCUGGGGGCGUCGAGACCAAGCUUACAGUAGACUCUGCUAAAGCUGCACUUGGUUCUCAUCAUGCCAAGGAGAAGCUGGGCGUGUUGCCCACUCGUGCUGAGAUGCAGAAGAAACCGGUCGAAGGACCAGUCGAAUUCCGAGGACGGUACAACGGUCGCAAGGGUGCCGUGUAUGUCGACAGUUCGGUAUCUCCUGCCAACGGCAGGAGACCUGCCUCGCCGUGUGUCUACUUCACGACACAUCUUGAUGGGCACGAGGUGGUCGAGAGCAUGCCCCGAGAUCCGGACUUUGCGGUGUCGAUUGCUGAUAUCGCGGAGAUCAAGAAGGUCGGUGGUCUGGGAUGGAAGGGGAAGAUCGUGGUUGGGUGGGCGACGAGCAGAGAGGUCAAGGAUGGGAUUGAGAUUGUGACGAAAGAUGGGAGGAGAUACCGUGCUAUGGCUCUUGCGGAGAGAGAUGAGCUGUUCAAUCGUCUGGUGGCGAUGGGCCAGCAGGUUUGGGAGAGUUAUUGAUUUGAUGGAGGUUGAGAACAAGACAUCUAUUACGAUCAGUCCAACAGUACGGAGUAUGAGCACAUCAAUGAUUGAUACGAGACUCGAAUCAUUCAUUUCGCUUUGCUCUGUGGCUUAUCAGAAGAAUGAAUACCCCGUGGUCGAUCCCAA
Exophiala xenobiotica is the source of this 2361-nucleotide messenger RNA. RefSeq lists its product as uncharacterized. The transcript is spliced from 2 exons. The record is from RefSeq and is a predicted model, not a curated record. Lineage: Eukaryota; Fungi; Ascomycota; Eurotiomycetes; Chaetothyriales; Herpotrichiellaceae. The coding region runs from base 112 to 2211 and encodes 699 amino acids.